UUGUAAAAGGUCGGUCCUAUAGGACGAUGCAUUUUCUUCCGCUGCUGUUAUGGAUGGCGUUGAUGUGUCAUAUCUCCAAUGCCCAGGAUUCCCCUCCGAGGCGGAGGACGGUAUGGAGACCUAAUGUGCGAUAUCGAGAGCUAGAACCCGACUUAUCUCCUUCGUUUACUCUACUGGCUCCUGCCAAGCUAAGACCUGGAACCAAACAGAACAUCCUUCUAGAGGGACACAACCUAUCCCAGGACACAAAAGUCUCUUUUGACAUCAAAAACUACCCACCAACAAGUAUUCUGCUAAGUGGCCAUGUCAUCCUUAAUAAGCAAAACGGCUACAGUGCGCUCAAAACCAUUGAGCUCGAUCCAAAUCUGCUCCAUAUGGAUGAAAAGAAAAAGAAUUAUGUGCAGCUGUUCGUUCAGUUCAGCGGUCAUAAAAUGGAGAGAAUCAUACCGCUGUCAACCCGAGCUGGAUACAUCUUCAUUCAGACGGACAAACCUGUUUAUAACCCUGGAGACACAUUACGUUGCAGGGCUUUUGUAUCUAAUACAGAGUUCAAUGCUGUGGAGAAAUCCAUAUCUCUGGAGAUUCAGAACCCAGAUGGUAUUGCAGUGCACGGUAUGUCCAGAGUCUUUGCAAAUGAUGGAGUCUUCUCGCAUAUCUACCCCCUGUCUAAUGUAGUCAAAGAGGGCAGGUGGAAAGUUGUUGCCAAGUUUGACGAGGGAAAAGAAAACACAUUCAGCAGAGAGUUUGAAGUAAAGAAAUAUGUUUUGCCGGCAUUCAAUGUCACUUUGACUCCCAAGACGUCUCACCUUAGCUUGGAUGAUGAAAAGCUGGAGAUAGAAGUCAGUGCCAGGUAUCUUUAUGGUAGCCCAGUGCAGGGUACAGCAUAUGUGCUGUUCGGUAUUGAAAUAAAUGGGGAAAAGAAGAGACUCUCUUCUAUGAAGCAACUGAAUGAUCUGGACAGAGGACUCGUGACUUUAACCAUGGAGGAGAUAAAGAGGGUGUAUCCCGACACACGUAGCCUAGUGGGGUCAUCUGUGUAUGUCAAAGCUUCAGUUAUGACCAGCUCAGGCAGUGACCUUGUUGAAUCGGAGAAAUCAGGCAUUAAAAUAGUCAUCUCGCCCUACGUGAUUUCCUUCAGGGACACACCUCAGUAUUUUAAACCUGGUCUGCCUUUUGAUAUGAUGGUCACAGUGAGUAACCAUGAUGGAUCUCCUGCCUGUAAUAUACCUGUUAAGAUCAACCACCUUCAAAGCACACUCAACACACCGAACACUGGCAUUCUUACAGUGUCUCUGAACAUGCCAAAUAUUGUGACACUACAAAUAAUAAAAGUGGAGACGGUGGUUGAAGGUCUAAAGGCAGAACAACAGGCUGUACAAGAGUUGCGUGUGGAGCCAUACACCCCUUUUAGGAGUAACUUCGCAAACUACUUGUAUAUCUCGGUUGGCAGAAACAAAGUAAGAGUGGGGGAUAUUCUUAACUUUAAAGUUUACAUCAGCACUUCAUCUCCAGGACAGAGAAACCUUGUGCAGCAUCUAACAUACACAGUGUUAAAUAAAGGAAAAAUAAUCCAAGCUGCCAGAGUCAGUGUCAAAGACCAGGAAUUCACAAACAUUCCUCUGCUGGUUACCACGGAAAUGCUCCCCUCAUUUCGGUUUGUGGGGUACUACAUGUUGCCGUGGCAAAACAGGGCAGAAGUGGUGUCAGACUCAGUCUUGGUGGAUGUGGAAGACCGAUGCGUAGGUUCGCUCAGUGUGGAACCGAUGCAGGGAGAUAUUUUACCAGGCAGCAGCUUUCAGUUCAAAGUUACAGGUGACCCUGGAGCAAAGGUCAGCCUGGUCGCCGUGGACAACGCCAUUUUUCUGUUGAGCAAAAACCGGCUGACGCAGAAAAAAGUGUGGGAGGUGGUGGGUGAGGGGGAUAUGGGCUGCACCACAGGAGGAGGAAGGGAAAGUAUGAGUGUGUUUGCUGAUGCAGGACUGAUGUUUUAUUCCAGCACUGGUGUCUCCACUGAAGCCAGAACAGAUCGAUGCUCCAACAAAUCCAGGAAAAAGCGUUCUUCUGCUAGACUCCAGCUCAAACAGCAGAUGGAAAAGGAAUACCCUGAUAAGUUCCUCCAGAGGUGUUGCGUGGACGGCAUGAGGGACAUUCCCAUGCCGUACUCGUGCUAUCGUCGCAUCCUAUACAUCACGGAGGACUGGAGCUGCGUCUUGGCUUUCCUUCGCUGUUGCACGCAGUACAGGGGCGAGCCGCUUGUAGACAUUACCAGACCUCCACCAACUACCCUUCCACCGACCACAACUCCUCCAACCACCACAACGUUCGGUCCACCUAUAAGACAUGGUUAUCAUUUUAUGAAUGUUGCUCAACGUGAAUAUUUUAUGCUGGGAACACCGCUCCUCGUUGGGAUGGCUGGGAUUCCUGGACCUCCUGCAGGACGUCGUCCACUUGUAGCCGUAAGGAGUGACGAGGAUGCUCAACCUGUUAUUGUACAAGGUGCACACACCGAAGAGGAGGAAGAAGAAGAUGACGACUUUGAUGAUGCUGACAUAGAGGACAUUUACGUCCGCUCCAAGUUCUUCGAAUCCUGGCUGUGGACUGAUAUCAGACUGCCCGACAUACCCAAGCCUGGGAGAACGAAUGGGUUGGCUGUAUAUCAGGUGGAUACUGUUCUUCCUGAUAGUAUCACUCAGUGGGGCUUUCUUGCCAUCAGCGCUUCACCUAAAACAGGUUUUUGUGUUGCUGAACCCUAUAACGUCAGGGCGUUUAAGCCGUUCUUCAUAGACCUGCGGUUACCUCAUUCGGUGUCCAGAAAUGAACAUGUGGAAAUCAAAGCCGUGGUUCACAACUACAGGAAUUCAACACUUGAGGUAACUGUGAUCCUGGAUAAAACAGAGGACAUGUGCAGCGUGGCGUUCAACGGCCCCCACAGACAGAAGAUCACAGUACAGGCCAUUUCUUCUUCUCUCGUUUCAUACACCAUCAUCCCUCUUAAAACCGGAGAGCUUCCUCUACAGCUCACAGCCAUUGCGUCCAACUUCAUGGGGCAAGAUGCAGUGAGGAAGAAUCUACGUGUAGUGGUUGAGGGCAUCCAGACGUUGAAAGUGAGGAGCUUUGUGUUGGACCCCUCUGAGAAAGGAGGUCAGGCAAGUAGACAGGUGAUACGAGUGGACGAGGUGCAGUUGGACUCUGUUGUACCGAACUCUCUUCCACAAACCUUUGUCAAUGUCAGAGGUGAUGUGCUGGCAGACAGUAUUGAUAACUCCAUUAAUGAAGAUUCUCUGGCAACGUUGAUCCGCAUGCCCGGUGGAUGUGUGGAACAGAACCUGGCAAGCAUCACGCUGCCUCUCAUUGCAGCUCAUUACCUGGACCGCAGUGCACAGUGGGACAGUGUGGGAAUAAACCGAAGAGAAGAGGCUAUUAAAUACAUACAGAGAGGUUAUGAAAACCAGCUUAAUUAUCGAAAAUCGGAUGAUUCGUACCCGCCCUACCGCAAUGAAGGCACAAGCACAUGGAUCACAGCAUAUGUGAUGAAGGUUUUCUCCAUGGCAAACUCGUAUAUUAGUGUGAAUAAGAAGCAUCUGUGUGGGCCUCUGCUGUAUUUACUGAAGAACAAACAGCAGCCAGAUGGGUCGUUUAAAGAGGAUAAUCCCGUCUACACCACUAGCAUGACAGGAGGCCUGCAGGGUCCUGAAUCAAGAGUGUCUAUGACAGCGUUUGUGCUGAUUGCUUUGGCGGAAGCAAGAAAUGCUCUUAGUUGCCAAGAGCCUGGUCUGGACAUAGAUGACAGUUUCAGAAAAGCAGCAGUGUAUCUACAGAAACCUUUCCCUCGGCUGGAAAGGCCGUACACAGCGGCUAUAGCAUGUUACGCUUUGGCGUUAUCCAAUCAUGGCUGCUCAAAGAGAAUCUUGCUAAAGUCAGCAUCAGGAGGUGGUACCCGCUGGCAUGACUCUAAUAAUUAUUACUUCACGCUGGAAGCUACAGGCUACGCAUUGUUGGCUCUGAUCAAAGGAGGUCACAUGGAAGAAGCGGCAGCCCCAUUUCGAUGGUUGAAUGAGCAGCGAGGUGUUGGAGGAGGAUACGGCUCUACUCAGUCCACCAUGGUAGUGCUUCAGGCUCUGUCUGAGUAUCUUGUAAAGAGACCUCCUCCUUCUGAUCUUAAUCUGCUGGUGGAGUUGAGCGUGCCGGGUCGCAGCGAUGUACGCUGGAACUUCAUCCCCAAAGUGGCUUACGUGGCUCGAUCAUCAAAUGUUCCUCUUGAUCAGGAAUUCACAGUGGUGGCUUCUGGGAAUGGCAGGGGCAUCUUGGAGGUCGUGACAGUGUAUCAUCAGCUCCCAGAGAUGUAUGAGAACGGCACAUGUAAUGGCUUUCAGCUGGACGUCUCCAUCUCUGAGACUGGUGAAAAACCUCCACCGGAUGUUGAAAAGUCCUAUAGACUCAAUAUUAAUGUGAGGUCUGUGGAGGGACACCAGGCGAGGAUGGUAAUUCUGGAUAUCGGCCUUCCAACUGGCUUUGAACCUGAAAACUCAGAUUUAGAGCUGCUUACAAAUUCAGUGGACCGAUACAUCAACAACUUCCAAGUAGUGGAUAACCUGAGUGACCGAGGAUCUCUCAUAAUUCACCUGUUUAAGGUGUCCAGUUCUGAGACAGACGUGAUCUCAUUCAGACUGCAUCAGAAAUUCAAAGUGGGCCACCUUCAGCCUUCCACUGUUACAGUUUACCAGUACUACAACAAAGAUAAACGCUGCAGCAGGUUCUACUCUCCCCCUGAAGACAAACAGCAGCUUGAUAAAAUCUGCAGAGAUAACGUGUGUCGCUGCACACAGGGAGAUUGCUGUGUAGUAAAACCCGACUCCUUGACUGUUGGUGGAGAGAAAAGGAGGGCAACUGCGUGUAGUGGAUUACAUCACGCCUACAGGGUUAAACUGCUCAGUGUCCACCGGAGUCACUAUGACCAGUAUGAGAUGGAGAUUGUGCAGAUUAUUAAAGAGGGAUCUGAAGUUGGCCUGAAGGAAACGGACAGGAGAACUUUCCUCUCACAUGCAACCUGUAGAUCUGGGCUGAACUUGAGAGAAGGUCAUGAUUAUCUGAUCAUUGGCCUGUUCACUGACGUCUGGCAUGCAGGGAGCGCAUCCAGCAGCUAUGUCUAUUCGCUGGGUAAGGACACGUGGUUGGAGCGAUGGCCGUCCGAAUCAGAAUGUAGCUCCACGAUGCAGGUUAAAUGUGCAGAGCUGAAGAGUUUUGAAACAGAGCUGACAAAGAGCGGCUGUCAGACUUGAGCAAUGUUUUAGACGGGAAUGUGACAAAUCUUAUUUUCUUAAACAGUAUUUUAAUCCGUGAAUAUUUUCAUUCUAAAAAUGCAUGAUAUGAUCCAUAUGUAAAACUGGACUAUCUGUUGCACAUUGAAUUAAAGUAA
Molecule: messenger RNA, 5416 nt
Organism: Triplophysa rosa
Lineage: Eukaryota; Metazoa; Chordata; Actinopteri; Cypriniformes; Nemacheilidae
Product: complement C3-like
Exons: 43
Coding region: 27-5279 (1750 amino acids)
Cellular component (GO): extracellular region
Molecular function (GO): endopeptidase inhibitor activity; protein binding
Source: RefSeq, a predicted model, not a curated record